Molecule: messenger RNA, 1639 nt
Organism: Monosiga brevicollis MX1
Lineage: Eukaryota; Choanoflagellata; Craspedida; Salpingoecidae
Exons: 6
Coding region: 1-1338 (445 amino acids)
Source: RefSeq, a predicted model, not a curated record
AUGCUCCCUUUGUUGCUCGCUCUCUCUCAAACUCUCUCUCAAACUCUCUCUCUCUCUCAAGCUCUCUCUCAAGCUCUCUCUCUCUCUCUCAAACUUUCUCUCUCUCACUCAAACUCUCUCUCUCUCACUCAAACUCUCUCUCUCUUCUCUCUCUCUUCGCCUCUCCACCCUUUUCUGAAACGCCACGCCAGCAUGAGAUGUAUUGCCGUGCUAUCAGCCCUGGUGGCGGUGAGCUCAGCUUAUCUCAAGCAAAUGGACAUUACGGACCUUUCCGCAUAUCCCUCCGACUCGACCAUCCUCGUGACCGGUGCGGCAGGCUUCAUCGGCUACCAUCUUGCCGCCAGUCUUCGGGAACUUAACAAUGUGGUGGUUGGAAUUGACUCGUUCAACGACUACUACGACGUCACCCUGAAGGAGGCUCGCGCACACAAGCUCGAACGCUUGGGCGUUGUAAUGCUCAAUGUCGACAUCUGUGACGAGAGCAUGCUCAAAACGCUCCAUGCUCGCUACAAAUUCGAUUAUAUCGGUCACCUUGCUGCACAAGCCGGGGUGCGGUAUUCCGUCAACCACCCUCACCAAUACGUUCACUCCAACGUGGACUGCUUCGUCACCAUGCUUGAGCUGCUUCGGCAUACCCCGGAGGUGCCUUUGGUCUAUGCCAGCAGCUCAUCUGUCUAUGGAAAGGGGGCUAGCAUUCCCUUCACCGAGGAUGAGUGCUCGGACCGGCCCACCAACGUGUAUGGUGCCACCAAGCGCAUGAAUGAGCUUCUGGCACAUGCCUACAAUCAUCUUUACGGCGUCAAGGCCACCGGUCUUCGCUUCUUUACCGUGUUUGGCCCUUUUGGCCGCCCGGACAUGGCGCCUUACAUCUUCACCGAUCGCAUUUCUCGGGGCUUGCCCAUCGAUGUCUACCAUACCGCCAAUAAUGAGGAGAUGCGCCGUGACUUUACCCACGUGGAUGACAUUGUGGAUGGUUUUAUGCGCGCCAUGAAGCAUGCGGCACCCUAUGACGUCUUCAAUAUUGGUCGCGGCGAACCCGUUUCCGUGCCCCAGUUUAUUGAAAUGGUUGAAUCGGCACUCCAGAAAAAGGCUGAUCGACAUGAUAUGCCAGCUCAUGACGCCGAGCUGAUGGUGACCUUUGCCAACACCUCCCAUGCCAUGCGUAAGCUGGGUUAUGCGCCACGCGUGGCUACUCAAGACGGCGUGGAUAAUUUUGUGGCCUGGUAUGAUUGGUACAGUAAAAAGCUUCAAACAGGCGCUGGCUUCCCUGGCAAGGACACCUACCUGCCGGCGAACAAGAUGCCCGAGCUCCUGACCUCGACGCCAACUGAACAAUAAGAAGAACCUUGAUUUGACCUGCUGGUGCAAUUUCUCGCUGUGAGGCCCGGAUGCAAAUUUUGGGCCAUUCAAAUCUUGAGCCGAGCCAGCUGGUGGCAUCCCACAAACUGUUAUAGAUUACGAAGGUGUACAUGAUCCGUGUUCAGCGUACCCCUUGACUCUUCUUUUGUAGUGCUCACAUUUAAACAUAACGCCCAUGGCGCACGGCUUUCCAAGGCCACACCAUGACCUUUCUUUUGAUGCGCCUGAUCUGGCUGAACGUGCGCGGUCGCGAAUCACGCGCGCCAAUUCAUUCGACGCC